AUGAAACCCUCGACUCUUCAUCGAAAAAUUGAAGACGAGACUGAGUUUCCAUCGACAGCUUUGCUAUCCUUCCGGGAUCUGCCAAGUGGUGAUCAUACUUUAACACCUCAAGAGUUAUGCUACUUCGAUGACAUGGCCACGACUUUGAUUAUCGACUCUGUCCUGGAUUUUCAGACCCACAAAAUGCAUCCGAGGAAAAGAUACAUAAAGCAAGAUGAACGACUAAUGGCAGUGAAUAUCAUGCGAGAGUUCCGACAAACAAACAAUUUUUCGCUUGCACUGAUAGAGUUCUUCUCGCUGCGAUCGGUGAAGGAUUUCCUCUCCCGUCUAACCCUCCAGAAGCAAAUAGAAUUUAGAGACCACAUGGUUCGUUUCUUGAAUGUGUUUUCUGCGAAGGCAGGAUUCACUAUAGACACAUGCAGCCGAUAUGCUGCCGAGCAGAACAUGGGCGCCAAAUUGAUAGCUACUCGUCAUUGGUACGUGGAUUCGCAACCUAAGCAACGUGGAGAAAAGAUUGAGCGCCUUUGCGGUGUAAUUAGUGAGCUGAAUGAUCAGGAAGAACGGCAAAUACUGCGACCUGGGUUGAACGAUUUCUCCGUUAUGUACAGUAUGAGGAAGAAGUGCGCUCAGUUAUGGUUAGGUCCAGGAGCAUAUAUUAAUCACGAUUGUAGGCCAAGUUGUCGGUUCGUGCCUAAUGGGCAUACAGCUUCCAUUCAGGUUUCACGAGAUCUUAAGCCAGGUGAUGAAAUUACCUGCUUUUACGGCGAAGACUUCUUUGGGGAAAAUAAUGAGAAAUGCGAAUGUGUCACAUGUGAACGGCAAGUGUUAUUCUUAGAAUCAAAAGCACAACUAAUUUCCAUUUGUGUUCACCUGCAG
This is a messenger RNA of Strongylus vulgaris, 876 nucleotides long. NCBI's taxonomy places the organism in Eukaryota, Metazoa, Nematoda, Chromadorea, Rhabditida, Strongylidae. The record is from the annotation of a GenBank genome assembly.